CUGUUUUAUUGCAGGAUGGACUGGAUGCUAUGGUAUAUGAUUUAGACUUCCCAGCUAUGCGGAAAAAACAAGAACAUUGACAACUUCCUAAAUAGAUAUAAAGAUACGAUAAGUAAAAUCCGAGACUUGCGUAUGAAAGCAGAAGACUAUGAAGUAGUAAAGGUCAUUGGCAGAGGAGCUUUUGGUGAAGUUCAGUUGGUAAGGCAUAAAUCUUCAAGAAAAGUGUAUGCAAUGAAGCUUCUAAGCAAGCUGGAAAUGAUAAAGCGAUCAGACUCUGCAUUCUUCUGGGAAGAGCGAGACAUUAUGGCAUUCGCCAACAGCCCAUGGGUUGUGCAGCUGUUCUAUGCCUUUCAAGAUGAUCGUUAUCUGUAUAUGGUGAUGGAGUACAUGCCUGGGGGAGAUCUUGUAAAUUUAAUGAGCAACUAUGAUGUUCCAGAGAAAUGGGCACGGUUCUACACAGCUGAAGUGGUUUUAUCAUUAGAUGCCAUUCACUCAAUGGGUUUCAUUCACAGGGAUGUGAAGCCUGACAACAUGCUGCUGGACAAGUCUGGACAUUUAAAACUUGCAGAUUUUGGUACAUGUAUGAAGAUGAAUAAGGAAGGAAUGGUACGAUGUGACACAGCUGUAGGAACUCCUGAUUAUAUUUCACCGGAAGUGUUAAAGUCCCAAGGAGGGGAUGGUUACUAUGGACGAGAAUGUGACUGGUGGUCUGUAGGAGUCUUCUUGUAUGAAAUGCUUGUAGGUGAUACGCCAUUUUAUGCAGAUUCUCUGGUUGGAACUUACAGUAAGAUUAUGAACCAUAAGAAUUCUCUUACAUUUCCAGAAGACAGUGAAAUCUCAAAAGAGGCAAAGAACUUGAUAUGUGCAUUCCUUACUGACAGGGAAACCCGGUUGGGACGGAAUGGUGUGGAGGAAAUUAAAAGGCAUCUUUUCUUUAAGAAUGAUCAGUGGGCGUGGGAGACUCUUCGAGAUACUGUGGCUCCAGUUGUCCCAGAUUUAACAAGUGAUGUUGAUACCAGUAAUUUUGAUGAUUUGGAGGAAGACAAAGGAGACGAAGAAACAUUCCCAAUACCCAAAGCAUUUGUGGGCAAUCAGCUUCCUUUUGUAGGAUUCACAUACUACAGCAACAGACAGUAUUUAGCCAAUCCUGCGGAAAGUCCUGAUGACAAUAGAUCAAGCUCCAAAGUAGAUAAAAACUUGGUUGAGAACUUGCAAAAGAGCAUUUAUCAACUGGAAGAACAGCUGCAUAAUGAGAUGCAGCUGAAAGAUGAAAUGGAGCAAAAGUGCAGGAUGUCAAACAUUAAACUUGACAAGAUAAUGAAGGAACUCGAUGAGGAGGGCAAUCAAAGAAAAAACAUGGAAUCAGUCGUGUCUCAGAUUGAAAAGGAAAAAAUGAUGCUUCAACACCGUUUGAAUGAAUACCAAAGAAAGGCAGAACAGGAGAGUGAGAAGAGGAGGAAUGUGGAAAAUGAAGUGUCUACUUUAAAAGACCAAUUGGAGGAUCUCAAGAAAGUUAGUCAGAAUUCUCAAAUAACAAAUGAAAAAAUAAUACAAUUGCAAAAGCAGUUGGAUGAAGCCAAUGACUUUUUAAGAGCGGAGUCGGACACAGCAGCAAGGCUGAGAAAAGGUCAAAAUGAGAUGACUAAGACUAUUGCACAAUUAGAAGCACUAAACCGGGAACUGCAGGAUAGAUGUCGACUAUUAGAAAGUGCCAAACUACAAGUGGAAAAAGAUUUCUUUCAGUUACAGGCGGCCUUAGACUCUGAGCGGAGGGACAGAAAUCAGGGAUCAGAAAUGAUUGGGGACCUGCAAGCUCGAAUGACAUCGCUACAAGAAGAAUUGAAACAUCUCAAACACAACCUUGAAAGGGCAGAAUUGAACAGGAAAGAGGCAUUGGAUCUCUUAAACUGUUCGGAAAAAGAAAAAAAUAAUUUAGAAAUUGAGUUGAAUUACCAACUGAAAACUUUGCAGCAACAGUUGGAUCAGGAGAUUAAUGAGCAUAAGGUGACGAAAGCACGACUGAGUGACAGGCACCAGUCAUUUGAAGAGGAGAAAUCCGUUGCUAUGUGUGAGAUGGAAAUGAAAGUGAAAGCAGAAAGGGCAGCGAAGGAGAAAGCGGAGAACCGAAGAGUGGAGAUAGAGAAACAGUGUUCAAUGCUGGAUUUUGAUCUGAAACAAGCACAUCAAAAGAUAGAGCACCUCGCUCAGCAAAAGGAGAGGCUGGAGGAAGAGGUGAAGCAACUGACACUGCAACUCGAACAAGAGACAAAGAGGAGGUUAACGACUCAGAAUGAGCUGAAGGUGCAUGCGUUUGAAGCUGAUAAUUUGAAGGGAUCAGAGAAACAGUUGAAGCAGGAAAUAAAUACGUUGUUGGAAGCAAAGAGGUUACUGGAAUUUGAGCUUGUUCAGUUAACCAAGCAAUAUAGAGGAAAUGAAGGUCAAAUGAGGGAAUUGCAAGAUCAAUUGGAAGCUGAGCAGUACUUUUCCACUCUGUACAAAACUCAGGUGAAAGAACUGAAAGAGGAGGUUGAAGAAAAGACAAAGCUAAGUCAGGAUUUGGAGAAGAAAGUGGUUGAAUAUCAUAAUGAGAAAGAAACUGUUGCUGCCCAGUUGGACCUGGCAGUUACCAAAGCCGAAUCAGAGCAGCUUGCUCGAGGGCUUCUAGAAGAACAAUGUUUUGAGCUGUCUCAGGAGAAUAAGAAGCUCUCUUCAAGAGUCAGGCAAGAUGUCAUAGAGAAGGACCAUACCAUCCGCAAGUUGGAAGAAACAAACGGCACAUUAACCAAAGAUGUCCAGACGUCAACAAAAGAAAAUGGUGAUCUGAUUGAGAAGGUUAAGGCACUGGAAGAAGAGUUUAAGGUGAAACAAGAGGAAAUUAGUGCCAUGAAGAUUACGUAUGAGAAGAAUAUUAACACUGAAAGAACACUUAAGACCCAGGCUGUAAAUAAACUGGCUGAAAUUAUGAACAGGAAAGACUUCAAACUGGACAGAAAGAAAGCGAACACACAAGAUUUGAGAAAGAAGGAGAAAGAAAACCGGAAGCUGCAGUUAGAUCUUAACCAGGAGAAGGAGAAGUACAAUCAAAUGGCUAUGAAGUUCCAGAAAGAGAUAGAGGAGACAUUAUUGCAACUUACUGAGGAAAGCAUCUACAAGAAUGAGCUUCAGAUGCAGCUAGACAGCAAAGAUAGUGACAUUGAACAGCUACGUGCUAGACUGGCAGAGUUACAGCUCCGUAUGGACUCUACAAGUGUUGCCAGUUUGCAGCCAGACGAAGCAGAUGGCAUGAUAGGUGUUGAGUCUACCUGCAUUCCUUAUUUCUUUCUCUCCUAUUCUUGUCUUAAUCCGAAUCAAGAAUUGAAGGAUGGCUCUCUAUACCCAACAGAGGGAACAUUAAAAGGCAUGGAUGGAAGAAACAGUAUGUCGUGGUUAGCAGUAAAAAGAUUCUGUUUUACGAAGAUGAGCAGAAUAAAGAACAGUCCAACCCAUCAAUGGUACUAGACAUAGAUAAGCUUUUUCAUGUCCGCCCUGUUACACAAGGAGAUGUUUACAGAGCAAAUACUGAUGAGAUCCCGAAGAUAUUUCAGAUACUGUAUGCCAAUGAAGGGGAAUGCAGGAAAGACCAGGAAUUGGAACCAGUACAGCAAGCUGAGAAGACCAAUUUCCUUAGCCACAAAGGACACGAGUUCAUCCCAACACUCUACCACUUCCCCGCAAAUUGUGAGGCUUGUUCCAAGCCUUUGUGGCAUGUUUUCAAGCCACCCCCUGCACUGGAAUGCCGGAGGUGCCAUGUUAAGUGCCAUAAAGACCACUUGGAUCGAAAGGAGGAAGUCAUCGCCCCUUGUAAAGUGAGCUAUGAUGUGACAUCUGCAAGGGAUUUGCUUUUAUUGGCCUGCUCUCAGGAUGAGCAGAAAAAAUGGGUGACACAUUUAGUAAAAAAGAUACCUAAAACCCCACCAUCAAACUUCGUCCGUGUUUCCCCAAGAACAAUGUCUACUAGGUCAACAAACCAGUCCUUCAGAAAGCCCCCUAAGUCUGGGUCAGGGAAAGCCAGGUAA
Molecule: messenger RNA, 4055 nt
Organism: Staurois parvus
Lineage: Eukaryota; Metazoa; Chordata; Amphibia; Anura; Ranidae
Source: the annotation of a GenBank genome assembly